Messenger RNA from Dermacentor silvarum, 4284 nucleotides. RefSeq lists its product as uncharacterized. Lineage: Eukaryota; Metazoa; Arthropoda; Arachnida; Ixodida; Ixodidae. The record is from RefSeq and is a predicted model, not a curated record. The transcript has 6 exons. The coding region runs from base 416 to 1693 and encodes 425 amino acids.
AAUAGAGGACUCUGAUUAAAAUAAAACACCUAUCAGGACUUGUUGCUGGGCUAGUUGGUUCAUCUUAGUCCAUAGUGUUUAGACGCAAUCAAGGACGGAAAAAAGGAAUCAGGACAGUAAAGAGCUCUUUCCUGUCCUGAUUCUUUUUUACCGUCCUUGGUUGCGUCUAAACACUACGGAUUAGGACUCAUUAACCCGCGCAUAUCUCCACAUGAUUCAAAGUUUUGCUUCAACCAUUUUGAUGUUGUUUAAUGUUGUCAUAACUCCAGCGCAAUGUGUACACCAGUGUUGCUCAUGGAUGCUUGAAAUUGGUUCUUUAAAUCACAAUCUACUGUAUGUCGUGCUUUAAAUUUGCCCGUGUAUUAUUCUGUGAAAUGGGAGCCACGCGUACCCGUGUUCAGUUUCUUUCUGAACAAUGAGCGACUCAACCGGUGGAAGGGCUUCGUUAGCCGCUGCUGCUAAACGAGCUGUCCGAGCAGAGGCUCAGCGUCGCCGACGCCAGAACCCACAGGUGCGCGCCGCCGAAGCAGAAGCUAAGCGUCGCCGCCGCCGAGAGGACCCUGCCCUUCGCACCGCCGAAAUAGAAGCUAAGCGUCGCCGCCGCCAAGAGGACCCUGCCCUUCGCACCGCCGAAGCAGAAGCUAAGCGUCGCCGCCGCCGAGAUGACCCUGCCGUCCUCGCCGCCGAAGCCGAAGCUAAGCGUCGCCGCCGCCGAGGGGACCCUGCCCUUCGCGCCGCCGAAGUAGAAGCUUACCGUCGCCGGCGCCGAGAAGACCCUGCCCUUCGCGCCGCCGAAGCAGAAGCUAAGCGUCGCCGCCGCCGAGAGAACCCUGCCGUUCGCGCUGCCGAAGCAGACGCCAAGCGUCGCCGCCGCCUAGAGGACCCUGCUGCCGUUCGCGCCGCCGAACGAGAAGCUAAGCGUCGCCGCCGCCGAAAGGACCUUGCCGUUCGCGCCGCCGGAGCAGUUCAGCCCGUUCAGCGCCGAUGCCGAGAGGACCUUGCCGUUGACGCCGACGGAUGGAUGGAUGGAUGCUAUGAGCGUCCCCUUUGGAACGGGGCGAACGUUCUGGAAACGGCGGCAGCACGCUCGCGCACCUUGUUUACGUCGCCGCGUGGGUUAAGAACUUCAUUCCACAUCGCUAUGGGUGACGACGCACCAGGCUCUUGUCGCAGGCGGGGAAGACCGAGAAAGUACGCCACAGCGGAAGAGGCUAGAACAGCUCGAAAUGCCGCUCGUCGUAACCGCCGUCGGGAGGAAGCGGCUAUGGAUGAAGCUGCGGCAGUCGCCCGACGAGAGCAACAUGCGGCACUAAUGCGACGCAGGCGUUCUGGGAAUGCAGAAUUGGUGGAGAGAGAGGCCGCUGCCGCACGUGCAAGACGUGCCGCCUUGAGAGGUGAAGGUACCGACGGGGGCAAACAGGAGCCAAAUGGCGAGCGAGCGGAACGAGCUUCGGAGGGUGCUGUCCAGGUCGCUGGUCAAGUGGACAGAAAGAAGGAACCUGCCUUUUGCUGCACUCACGCGAGGUCAACGAAACCUGUGCAGACUGAGGCCUCAUGGCUGUUCAACAGCAGUGUGGAUGUUGCAGUUGAGACAUCAAGAAGCAUUGCCGUGUGCAAAUCAACCCAGACGCCACUUGUUGCUGUGAAGGUGAACAGGGGGACAGAAACCACAGGUCUAAUCCAAGGACAGUGACACCGUCAUGCAAGAGUUUCCUGGUGACGCUGCCAGCCCCGGGCACAUGCGGGAACAGCCGCCUCAGCCAGGGCCAUCUGGGCUAUGAAGAGGUAGUCCCUUUGUUGCAGCACAUUACAGAGCAUAAGUAUCCCAUCAAGUCCACCUGGUGCUUCAGUGAGGCCACUUCCCAGUCGACACAGGCAGAGCUCCCUCGCCUGAGGGUUUCCAGGGAGAUGCAGUCAGGGAAUGUGGCAUUCAACUCUACACGGCCACUCAAUUCACUCAACAGCAGCUUUUGCAGCCCAGUUCAGUCAACAGCAAGAACAAGCAGUUCAGUCGGCAUCAGUGGCCAGAAGGAGGGAGGAUUCUAGUACCUGUGAUUUUGACGGGAGCCAACCUUCAAGUGGUGCCAUAGUGUCUUACAGCUGAUGAUUCCUUCUGCCAGAAGCAACUGCCCAGCGCAAGUGGGAACCAGUGCCGUUCUUUGUGGAGAGGCAAGCUCUCUCGUUGCCGCCGUGAAGUCAGCGAGUGUCGCAUACGCCUGCACAUUUUGUUUGCAAGAAUUUCAGGACAUAAGAUCCCUCACCGCCCAUGUAGAGAAGUGCCUGUGGUCGCAGCCGUAUCAGUGUCACUUGUGCUCUAGUCAUUGCUCAGACUGGACGACACAGACCCAUCUCAGGGAAUCGGGAACGAAGUGCCCUUUUUCUGAGUACGCAAUUGGCACAAGGGCAUGGGAGAUGAUGCAACACAUAAAGUGGCACCUGGCUGUCAAGCAGUUCAUGUGCAGCGUCUUCCAAUUAUCCUUCACGAACGGGUACGAUCUUGUUGGGCACGUUCGCCAGCGCCACCUGGUUCAAAACUUAUACAAGUGCGGGUGGUGUCCAAAGUCAUACUUCAGAAGAAAAUUCUACAAAUUCAUGUUCGUUGACUCAUUGGUGAGCAGCUUGGCUAGCUUUGCAUGUGACAUCACGAUUGUUAAACAGCUGUGUACAAGUGUGUUGUGUGCUCACGUGAGUGUGCGAAUUAGUGGAGCCAAUAUAACUGGAUCUUCAUUAACUUCAGAUUCAAGCUUUUCAUUUCACAUGCAUGUAUACAAACUCAGCACUGUCUCGAAAAUCCUUUACUGAGCAGAGGUUCAGCUUGAUCCCUGACCAGCCUCCCUUUGUAAGCAAGCUGCCCAAAUUUAGUUUGUGCUGUCUGGAGUUGACUGUAAAUCGGCAUUUUAGGGUGUUGCUCAGUGAGGUAGCACAUGUGUUUAUCUGGUAUGGGAUAGCAACUGCACGAGAUGUGCAUGCAGUGCAGCGAGAUGUGCAUGCAUGGUAAUUGCAGUAAUUUUGUAACAAACGCUUGUUCCGCGGCACCGAGGACCCAGGCAGCUGGACUAAACCGGCGCCGUACUGUUGUUGCUGUUCUUAUAUGCCAUACAGUGUCACCGGGGCUGUCCGCUCUCGUGCGCUUGACACCAUCUCCCCACACACUGUAGUUUUUAAGACCUGCACUAUCUUCCCAAAUCUCGACACAAUGCAGGUCUCAUAUAAGUGAGGCAUAUGGCUUUCUGCUGACACUGUGCGCUGUGCCAUGACUCCUUGGGUUGUAAAACCGCAGAUGACUUCAUUUGUAAAUAUGUAAUUGAUAUUACGUACCAAUGUUGUUGUUGCCGAGAUUUGUUUCUUUUGAUACAGGCGUUGGUGCAAGUGCCCUUGUGUUAACAUUCUUGCUCUGCCUUGAAUUUUUCUUUUUUUUCUUUUUAAAGGCCAACUACUAUUCUGUUACACAUUCCGCUGCUUCACUUAGGUUCGGUUUGCUUUGUAUCUUAUAAUACGUGUUGUUUUCCUACUGCUACGAAAUCCUUAGUACUGUCCCCCACAGUGCCCUUGUGCCAUUUCUUGUGAUACUAAUUAUCAGACGUGUGCCGCAGAACCAACAUCAUUUAUUGGGAGUGACCUCAUUUACAUAGCACAAACCUGAACCACAGAGUCCUAACAAUCUCUGUAGUACUCUGUUUCAUACUUCGCAGGCCAUUCUUCACGAGCUUAUGAGAGUAGUGCCAUUAUGGAAGUCUCGCUUCAUGUGUUUCACACUGCACUUGUUUAGGAUCUGCGACACUUUCUACGAAGUACUACUUCACAUAUUACAAGUACAGCUUGUAGUCGUGAGGUUACGUCAAGUCACAUACUUGUGUACUUCCAGUAGCCACUGCACUAUGUUUUGGUCGCAAGCACUGGCUGUGCACUAUGGUCGCUGGUCACAGAAAUGUGUCGCUUCACUUGUUUGGUGGCAAAUAGGUUCAACCCUGUGAUGCCUUCCAUCUUAUAAUUAUGUGAUAUUUUGCUACCCAAGAUAGGCGACUUAAUGUUGCAUUGAAUUGCACGAUGCAUGCAUACAUUUUUCUUUCAUGUGUGAUAACACAAUUAUUUUAUCGUAAAUGCAAGCAGUGAGAAAAGACUUUUGUAGUCACCUGAUAUAAGAGUAUGUACGGUUGUUUCACGCUCACCUCAUGAGUACUUCUGAAAGUGCAAAAAAAAAUAUAGCAACAGCUGCACUAAAGGUGCUGCUGAGUUACAUGAAACGUGCCGGGUUGGACAAUAAUAAAUUGCGACUGGGUGACA